AUGGCACUCAAGAUCAAAAUAUCCGACACCAAGACUGUCCUGCAGAAUUUGCUCAUUUGCACUGUAGUCUUCUACACAGUGCUUUACUUAGCUCACGUUAUCUGUUUCAUAAUUCUAAGAUUGGAUAGUUUUGAUGAACUUGGACCUUUCGAUUUCAAAACAUCCCCAUCCUGGUCAAAUACAAAGUACCUGGCAAACUUGAUUUCUCUGGAAGCCACAUUUCUGGUGAGCAGCAUCCUAUUUGUUUUGGUUGUGGAGGAAUGGAUUUGGGACUAUGGUUGCACAGUAACUGUGAUUCAUAUCACUGUGGUUUCACUGGUUAAUAUGGAAAUCCCCAUUACGGCACAGUGGUGGACCUCCAUAGGCAUUGGUUUGACCAUGAUGAUCUGUGGAGGACAAAUUCUGGCUUAUCUUCUAUACCAUAACAACUUUAUAUAUCCCGACCUGGAUGAUUUUUGAAAUAAUCCUAGAGCAAAAAUUAUUUUAAAUGUAUAAAAUGCUGCUGUUUAAGUUUGUUCUUUUAUAAAGCAUUUGUUUAUCUGUACAUUUAUUUUUUUAAAGUGAAGUACAUGGGCUCAUGGAUGACAGGAUGAGUCAUGCCUCAACUUCUUUCAUCGCCAUGUAUAUUAAAUUAUAUACCAGAAAUGUCAAAGUGUUUUGUAAUAGUUUUUGUUGAAAUGAAAAUAUUUUCCUGCUAUUGCUACCAAAGAACACCAAAAAUUCUACUGUUUGAAUGCACCCUAAUUCUUUUACAUGGUGGAAGAAUGAGGUCUUAUUGCAGAGUCAGCCAUGUUG
Bufo bufo (common toad) is the source of this 795-nucleotide messenger RNA. RefSeq names its product transmembrane protein 244 (gene TMEM244). Lineage: Eukaryota; Metazoa; Chordata; Amphibia; Anura; Bufonidae. The record is from RefSeq and is a predicted model, not a curated record. The coding region runs from base 1 to 459 and encodes 152 amino acids. The transcript is spliced from 6 exons.